GGUGAUGCCACCUCCGAUGCCCCCGCCUCCACGCUCGGGUACCGGGGGGGGCACGCAAGCUGCGGAGCUGGGAGGAGAACAGCAGUGCCACGGUGAGGAUGGGUACCCGGGGGGCUCCUCGUUCUCUCCCCCUCCCCUACGCGUCCAUCCUCCCCCCUCCCUCUUCCCCUCCAUCACCGCGGUCACCUUCACCCUCUCGCUGUUUUCCGGAACUGCAGCAACUUUCUGCCAUGUGAUCCCGUGCCCGGCUCCAACCCUCGCCGCCCCCAGGCAGGCGCAGAGCCCCCCAACCGCCGCCGUUGCCAUGGGCGAGAGAUGUGACUACCAGCGCCUGAGCAGCGCCGAGGAGGAGGAGGAGAUGCUGCCCGCCCUGCCCCACAGCCUGUCGGACAGCAGCGGGCUGCGAGCCCCACGGAUGGGCAGCAGUCGUCCUGGGCUGCCUCCCCAGCAGGACGUCACUCUGGGCAUGGCGUGCCGGCGGGUCAGUGCUGGGGGAGACGGGGGGAGCAGUGGCACGGCCCCCAUGGCGUCCCCAGGGUGCUUGUGGAUUUGA
Molecule: messenger RNA, 553 nt
Organism: Centrocercus urophasianus (Greater sage-grouse)
Lineage: Eukaryota; Metazoa; Chordata; Aves; Galliformes; Phasianidae
Product: protein diaphanous homolog 1-like
Exons: 1
Coding region: 5-553 (182 amino acids)
Source: RefSeq, a predicted model, not a curated record